GUUCCAAGGCAGGUACCUUGUGCAACUACUGCUCAAAGGUGCAUACGUACUAAUGAUGUUGAGAAUGUUGGCCACACUGCUCGACAUCAUACCUUCUUCGAGAUGCUUGGAAACUUCAGCUUUGGUGAUUACUUCAAAAAGGAAGCAAUUGUAUGGGCAUGGGAGCUUUCAACCAAAGAGUUUGGUUUGCCAGCGGACAGAUUGUGGGUUAGUGUUUAUGAAGACGAUGAUGAGGCUUUUGAGCUAUGGUCUAAUGAGGUGGGUGUCCCAUUGGAGCGUAUAAAGAGGUUGGGUAAAGAGGACAACUUCUGGACCAGUGGAGUGACAGGUCCCUGUGGUCCCUGCUCGGAACUUUAUUAUGAUUUUCAUCCUGAAAGGGGAUACUUUGAUGCUGAUCUUGGUGAUGAUUCGAGGUUUAUAGAGUUCUACAAUCUAGUAUUCAUGCAGUACAACAAAAAAGAUGAUGGUUCCCUUGAACCUCUAAAGCAGAAGAACAUAGACACAGGGCUUGGACUAGAACGCAUGGCUCGCAUCCUUCAAAAGGUUCCAAAUAACUAUGAAACUGACUUAAUAUUCCCCAUCAUAGAGAAGGCCUCUAAAUUGGCAAAUGUUUCAUAUGGCACUGCUGACGUUCAGACAAAAAGGAAUCUGAAGAUUAUAGGUGAUCACAUGCGUGCAAUUGUAUUUCUCAUCUCUGAUGGUGUUGCCCCAUCAAAUGUUGGGAGAGGUUAUGUGGUUCGACGGCUUAUUAGAAGGGUUGUUCGUACAGGCAGGUUGCUUGGUAUAACAGGUGAUGGUAUGGGAGACCUUGAAGGAGCAUUUUUACCAAUUAUUGCCGAGAAAGUUGUGGAACUAAGCACCAACAUUGAUUCCGAUGUUAGGAGUAGAUCACACUAUAUCUUUGAGGAAUUGAAGAGAGAAGAGCUUCGUUUUGUACAAACAUUGGAGAGAGGAGAAAAGUUGCUUGAAGAGAAGCUUGCUAAUGCUUUGUCAAAUGCUGAGCAAAAUGGAACUGCACCUUGCUUGACUGGCGAAGACGUAUUUCUUUUGUAUGAUACUUAUGGAUACCCUGUUGAAAUAACAAAAGAAGUGGCUGAAGAACGUGGUGUGAGUGUUGAUAUAAAUAGUUUUGAUAUGGAGAUGGAGAAGCAAAGGCGUCAAUCUCAAGCUGCACACAAUAAUGUCAAACUUGCCAUGGGAAACGGGGCAAAUAUUGCAGAAAAUUUACCUGACACUGAAUUUAUAGGCUAUGACAAUCUUUAUGCUAAAGCAAUUGUACAAAGCCUAGUGAUAGAUGGUGAUCCAACUGCACAAGUUAGUGAAGGGAGUAACGUGGAAAUUUUGCUGAACAAGACUCCAUUUUAUGCUGAAUCAGGGGGACAAAUUGGAGAUCAUGGUUUUAUUUAUGUUGUAGAGGGUGAAAAUCAACCAAAAGCUGUUGUGGAGAUAACAGAUGUUCAGAAGUCUUUAGGUAACAUAUUUGUUCACAAGGGUACUGUUCGUAAGGGAGUUGUUGAGGUUGGCAAGGAAGUUGAAGCAGCAGUGGAUGUAAAGCUGAGGCAGAGAGCUAAGGAUCAUCAUACUGCUACUCAUUUAUUACAAGCAGCACUAAAGAAAGUGAUUGGUCAAGAAACCUCACAAGCUGGUUCUUUGGUGGCAUUUGAACGUUUGAGGUUUGAUUUCAACUUCCACCGACCACUUCUUGACAGUGAGCUUGGAGAAAUUGAAGGGCUAAUAAAUGAAUGGAUUGAAGCAGGAAUACUUCUUCAAACCAAAGUGAUGCCACUUGCUGAUGCAAAGCGUGCUGGAGCUAUUGCAAUGUUUGGAGAAAAAUAUGGAGAAGAGGUUCGUGUUGUAGAGGUUCCUGGUGUAUCAAUGGAACUUUGUGGCGGAACUCAUGUCAGUAAUACUUCUGAAAUUCGUGGUUUUAAGAUAAUAUCAGAGCAGGGUAUUGCUUCUGGAAUCAGGCGUAUAGAAGCUGUUGCUGGGGGAGCUUUUAUUGAAUAUGUCAAUGCUCGAGAUAUUUAUCUGAAGCAGUUAUGUUCCACUCUCAAAGUUAAACCCGAAGAAGUGGUGACGAGGAUAGAAAACCUUCUAGAAGAGUUGCGAGCAAUCAGAAAUGAAAAUUCUGCCUUGCGUGCCAAAGCCGCAGUCUACAAGGCUUCGGUUAUUGCCGGCAAAACAUUGUUGGUGGGAAAAUCAGAACAGUACAGGGUGCUGGUUGAGUGCUUGGACGAUACUGAUCCUGAGUCACUUAAAAGUGCUGCGGAAUAUUUAAUGGAAACAUUACCAGAUCCAACAGCCAUUGUACUGGGCUCGUGCCCAGGUGAAGGGAAGGUUAGUCUGGUGGCUGCUUUUACUCCGGGGGUCGUCAAUCUGGGGAUUCAAGCUGGUAAAUUUAUUGGACAGAUAGCAAAAUUAUGUGGCGGUGGCGGCGGAGGAAGGCCCAAUUUUGCCCAGGCUGGUGGGAGGAAACCUGAAAACCUGGUGUCUGCCCUCGAGAAGGCUCAGGCCGACCUCAUAGCCACUCUAUCUGAAAAAGGAAACUGAAUUCCAGAAGAUGUCUCACAAUGCAACGUGAGAAGCUGUAAAAACUUAGUUACAUAUUUACCAAGUGAAAAGAUACAUAUGUAAUACAUACAUACUCCUAUUUCAUGUAAGCCCAUAAUUUAAAUCAACUAACUAACUGUAAUGUUCUUAAAUGUAUAUAAAAAAUGAAUUAUUUGAUCACA
This is a messenger RNA of Arachis ipaensis, 2732 nucleotides long. The record is from RefSeq and is a predicted model, not a curated record. NCBI's taxonomy places the organism in Eukaryota, Viridiplantae, Streptophyta, Magnoliopsida, Fabales, Fabaceae.